GUCGGGGUCACGGCGAGGAAGGAACACCCUGAUUGGUCCAGAGCAGUGAGCAGAAAGAGUUGAGCUCUGUCCUUCCUCCAGCGUGGCACUAUGGGAUCAUCCACAUUGGGAAAGGCAGCAUCUCUUGAUGCUCUCUUAAAUCAAUGCAUUCAUGAAUUUGAUGACAAUGGGGAUCUGAAGGCCAACCCGCUUCCUCGCACCCUGCUGCUGAUGCAUCGCUGGUACCUGAAAUCUUCAGAACUAGCAGGAAAACUCCUGAUGAUAUAUCCCGUCCAGCGGAAACCAUAGUUCAACCUGGACAUGGGUCUCAUCCGGAUAACAGAGGAGUUCAGAGAUGUGGCUGCUCAACUGUCCUGUGAGGAGCAUUUCAAGCUCCUCGACAUCUCCACCAUUCCGUCAUACGACUGGAUGCGUAAAUUGACCCAACGCAAGAAGCAGGCUAAGAAAGGCAAGGCCUCACUGCUGUUUGACCACCUGGAGCCAAUGGAGCUGGCCGAGCAUCUCACCUUCCUGGAGUUCAAGUCUAUACGGAGGAUAUCGUUCACUGAUUACCAGAGCUAUGUGAUCCACGGCUGCCUGGUGGACAACCCGACUCUGGAGCGCUCCAUUGCUCUGUUCAACGGAGUCUCACAGUGGGUCCAGCUCAUGGUGCUCAGCAAGCUAACACCUCAGACCCGGGCAGAGGUUAUCAGCAAAUACAUCCAUGUGGCUCAGAAACUUCUGCAGCUGCAGAACUUCAACACUCUGAUGGCCGUGGUGGGCGGGCUGAGCCACAGCUCCAUUUCUCGACUAAAGGAGACUCACUCUUACCUGGCUCCAGAGGUUGUAAAGAUCUGGAGUGAGAUGACUGAGCUGGUCUCGUCCAACAACAACUACUCCUGUUACCGAAAGGCCUUCAACGAAUGCCAGGGCUUUAAAAUCCCCAUCCUGGGUGUGCACCUGAAGGACCUGAUCGCAGUGCACGUCGUCUUUUCUGACUGGAUUCAUGACAGCAAUCAGGUGAACCUGGUGAAGAUGCAUCAGCUCUACAUGACCUUCAAUGAGUUGGUUUCAUUGCAGAGUGCAGUGGCCCAGGUGGAGCCCAACAUGGACCUCAUCUACCUGUUAACGCUUUCUUUAGACCUUUACUACACCGAAGAUGAGAUUUAUGAGCUGUCAUUGCUAAAGGAACCACGUAACCCCAAAUCAUUGCCUACCUCUCCAACAACUCCCAACAAGCCCCUGGUCCCACUGGACUGGGCCUCCGGUGUCACCACCAAACCAGACCCCUCUGUGGUCAACAAACACAUCAGGAAGGUGGUGGAUUCUGUGUUCAGGAAUUAUGACCAUGACCACGAUGGCUAUAUUUCUCAAGAGGACUUUGAGAGCAUCGCUGCUAAUUUUCCCUUCCUGGACUCCUUUUGCGUUUUGGACAAAGAUCAAGACGGAUUGAUCAGCAAGGCUGAGAUGAUAGCAUAUUUCCUGCGGGCUAACCCACUGCUCCAGAGUAAAAUGGGUCCCGGUUUCAUCCACAACUUCCAGGAGAUGACAUACCUGAAACCCACCUUCUGUGAACAUUGUGCUGGUUUUCUCUGGGGAAUCAUCAAACAGGGCUACAAGUGCAAAGACUGUGGCGUGAACUGUCACAAACAAUGUCGGGAGCUGCUGGUCCUGGCCUGUAGGAAGCUGAUCCGCUCCAGCUCUCUGGGCAAUGUUUCUCCAGCUAGACUGACCCACAGCUCACUGCCCAGCAGCCCGGCACUGCCCACCUGUCAAGAUGAGGAUGAGGUAUUUGAGUUCCCAGCUGUCACAUCACCAGAUCCAGCUCUGGUCCCUCAGUCCAUCACUCUGAUGACUGGCUCAGCCCAGAGGAUCUCUGUGCGCCUGCAGAGGGCCACCACCAGCCAGGCCAGCCAGACUGAAACCCUGUGGCCUGAACACAGCUGGGGGGCCACAGACGGCGGCUCCCACACCUUCCCCAAAAUGAAAUACAGGACUCACAGAAAGUCCUCUAAGAAUAAAGGUUGUGCCCGCUGGGACAAUCCGAAUGACAAGGCAGUUCCUUCACGCUGCGGCGGGGACUCUCAGGGGAAGUCAAAGGUCUCAGGAGGACUCGUACAGAACGGGAUUACACACAGAGGGAAGGACAGCUGACUUGGUCACGUUGAUGAGGACCAGUCCCGGGGGUCCAGAAAGCCCCUCACGGCUGGGACCAGGAAGCUCUUCUGUUUGGGGGAUGUGCUGGGCUGCCUGAGGUCCCCCUUCAGUGACCUGGAGUUAUCAUGUCCUCUGUAGGCUGAGCUACACGUGGACACGGUGUAGCUGCAUGGAAGAACAUCAUGUGUGUUCUCUGGGAGAACAAAGAUGAAGCAGAGGAGCUCCGGGGACGAGGGACCAACAGCCACUGUGAAGCCUCCAUCCUGAGCAGGGUAAUCGGCUGGGGAUCAGCGAGGAGGACUAACAUCGACUUGGAGAACUGAGAAGAAAACCUUUUUUAAACUGAACAAAAGUGUGGAAUGAAAUUCCGCGUUCAAAGCCAUUGACCGGCUUUAAACGUGAGAUCUGGGGACAGUAAGACGGAGUGAAAGCCUGAUCUGAGGACAGCCACUAGCGAGUGCUCCCCCGUUACCUCCCAUGUUGGAACGAUCGGAAAAUACACGAUGGGAAAGCGUGUCGAUAUUUUAAUGGUUUGAUGCAACAACAAAAAAGGGAAAGUAUGAAUGUAAAGGGUAACCGUAACCCUUCCGACAUGAUGCAACGUUGAUGGACGAUUCUAAAAUACUCUGGAUUCUGUUAAAUUAUAUUUUUGAGUGUUCACUGCCAAUGUUUUUAUUUAUUUCCUACAAUACCUGCACUCGACAACUACAGUAUGGUUAAAAAGGUGCUACAUUUAAAAUGCAGAGCAUUAAUGUAACAGCAAACUACUGUUGUUGUGGAAGCGUAGCACCAACCCCUCAGGUUAGCUCGGUUAGCACGUUUACCAUAGUUUCUACUGUAAGUGCCGUUAG
Cyclopterus lumpus (lumpfish) is the source of this 2987-nucleotide messenger RNA. It is a transcript of the gene rasgrp3, whose product is annotated as RAS guanyl releasing protein 3 (calcium and DAG-regulated). Gene Ontology annotation, molecular function: guanyl-nucleotide exchange factor activity; calcium ion binding. Lineage: Eukaryota; Metazoa; Chordata; Actinopteri; Perciformes; Cyclopteridae. The transcript is spliced from 16 exons. The record is from RefSeq and is a predicted model, not a curated record. Gene Ontology annotation, biological process: Ras protein signal transduction; positive regulation of GTPase activity. Gene Ontology annotation, cellular component: plasma membrane. The coding region runs from base 301 to 2133 and encodes 610 amino acids.